UGUUUCACGCAAAUUAGCAGUCACUUGACGGUAUUUUGUCGUGGGUGAGUUGUCUUGUGUUCACCAUAUUUGUGAAUGAAUAAAAAGCAUAAAACAUAAAACCUGCGGGUAUCCAGAAAAGUUUUUCCGACACAACAUAUUCCACGAAUGUUCCAGCAUCGUUCCGAUAACAAAGAUUAAAUUAUUUAUUGUGAUUAGGUUAAGUUAUCGCCGUGUGUUUGGAUUUUUGAUCGAUCGAGUUUUCGAUCGCUGACACGUAGAACGAAGUUCUGUGAAAUCAUCCAAUUGAGGAGUAGCUUCUCAAAUAACUAGAAAACAUUGCCAUCGCUAUAAGUUGAUCGGAACCAGUCCUCGUCAAAGAUGGUCAAAUUGUACGCCCUGAGCGUUUUCUACAAGGCACCGAGCGAGGUUCGGCUACUGAAGUCUACGUACGACUUGCAAAGUUUCUCUUUCUUCCAGCGAGGGUCGGUGCAAGAGUUUAUAAGUUUCGCAAGCAAAACGUUGGUGGAACGGACCCAGGCAGCCACUCGCCAGUCCGUUAAGCAGGAUGUCUAUAUGUGCCACGUUUACGUGAGAGCGGACAACCUGGGCGCGGUGCUCAUUUCCGAUCACGAAUAUCCGCAUCGGGUGGCCCACACCCUGCUCACCAAAGUGCUCGACGAUUUUAGCGCCAAAAUAGGCGCUGACCAGUGGCCUACCGGUUCGGAAAGUUCGAUUGAUUUCGCCACUCUGCCGGCCUUCCUGAGCAAGUACCAGGACCCGAGAGAAGCCGAUGCGCUCACCAAGAUGCAGGAAGACCUGGACGAGACGAAGAUCAUUCUGAAGAACACAAUCGAGGCCGUGCUGGAGCGAGGCGAGAAGCUGGACGACCUUGUGCUCAAAUCAGAAUCUCUGUCAAUGCAUAGCAAAGCGUUUUACAAGACGGCGAAAAAGACCAACUCGUGCUGUAAUUUUGGCUAGGAUGCAGACCCAUUAGGCUAACUAUUAUAGGCUUUAGUAUGUGAACGUCGAAAAGCGACCCGAACAGCUAGGUACCAACCCACCUUACAAGAAAACAUUUUAACUGAAAGAAGAACAAUGACGAUGAUGAUGAUUAAACAAUAAUUAAGUAGCUGGGUUGGUCUGUGCUUCGUUCGAUAAACAAGUCAUUUCUUUUUGUUUUAAGCAUAUAAGUUUGUACCCCGCUGAUAUCUAAGUUUCCGCCAAAAGUAUACAAUUGGUUAGUGUUCUCAUAGAAUGGUCCUAGCAUGGCACUCGGGCAGACAUUAUUAUUCAUUAAACAUUAGUUUUAACUUAAGGCUAAGCAUUAUCCAACUACAUUCUACAAUAAACUAUACUAAAAGCUACAUGGAUGUAUAAUUACCUACUGUAAACCUUCUGAGGGCUAUAAAAUAUGGCGUAAACCUAUAUCGUCGGAAACAUUGUGUUGACACGCUGUGAAAUCGUGUUGUUCUAUAUAAAAAGUGUUUAAAAACGGACGUUUUUGCUGGGCUUUUAUUAAGACAGUAACCAACCAAGGAAUUGCCACGAACAUUUGAACAUUAUGGAUAACAAAACAAAGUAAAAUAAUAGUAACAGUUACUCUACUUGUGAGCGUGUUAUAGGAGAAACUGUUUAUUGGAAUUUCAAAUAUACACAAUUAUUGGCUGCAAGCACUA
Molecule: messenger RNA, 1658 nt
Organism: Uranotaenia lowii
Lineage: Eukaryota; Metazoa; Arthropoda; Insecta; Diptera; Culicidae
Gene: Ykt6
Product: synaptobrevin homolog YKT6
Exons: 3
Coding region: 361-960 (199 amino acids)
Biological process (GO): endoplasmic reticulum to Golgi vesicle-mediated transport
Cellular component (GO): Golgi apparatus
Molecular function (GO): SNAP receptor activity
Source: RefSeq, a predicted model, not a curated record